Oryctolagus cuniculus (rabbit) is the source of this 4035-nucleotide messenger RNA. RefSeq names its product lanosterol synthase (gene LSS). Gene Ontology annotation, cellular component: lipid droplet. Gene Ontology annotation, molecular function: lanosterol synthase activity. Lineage: Eukaryota; Metazoa; Chordata; Mammalia; Lagomorpha; Leporidae. The record is from RefSeq and is a predicted model, not a curated record. Gene Ontology annotation, biological process: cholesterol biosynthetic process; triterpenoid biosynthetic process.
GCGCGCGCCUGCGCGGUACGCGGGGGGCCGGGCCGGGGGCGGUGGGUCCUGACUACUAGGGGUGCUGCAGUCGGCGGCUGCGGGGGGCGAGGAGCCGGGCUGCGGUCAUGACGGAGGGCACGAGCCUGCGUCGUCGAGGGGGACCCUAUAAGACGGAGCCCGCCACGGACCUCAGCCGCUGGCGCCUCCGCAGCGAGCUGGGGCGGCAGACGUGGACGUACGUCGGGGACACCGAGGCCCCGGAACGCGCGCAGACCGCCCUGGAGGCGCACUCGGUGGGGCUGGACACCACGAGUUAUUUUAAGGACUUGCCCAAAGCCCACACUGCCCUUGAGGGGGCUCUGAACGGAAUAACGUUUUACGUGGGACUGCAGGCUGAGGAUGGGCACUGGACGGGUGAUUACGGAGGCCCACUGUUCCUCCUGCCAGGCCUCCUGAUCACAUGCCACACGGCACGAAUCCCUCUGCCGGCCGGAUACCGAGAAGAGAUGGUGCGGUACCUGCGCUCAGUGCAGCUCCCUGAUGGCGGCUGGGGCCUGCACAUCGAGGACAAGUCCACGGUCUUCGGGACUGCACUCAACUACGUGUCUCUCAGAAUUCUGGGUGUCGGGCCUGAUGAUCCUGACCUUGUCCGAGCCCGGAACCUUCUUCACCAGAAAGGGGGUGCUGUGGCCAUCCCCUCCUGGGGGAAGUUCUGGCUGGCCAUCCUGAAUGUUUACAGCUGGGAAGGCCUCAACACCCUGUUCCCGGAGAUGUGGCUGUUUCCUGACUGGGUGCCCGCACACCCCUCCACACUCUGGUGCCACUGCCGGCAGGUCUACCUGCCCAUGAGUUACUGCUACGCCACCCGGCUGAGCGCCUCCGAGGACCCGCUGAUCCAGAGCCUCCGCCAGGAGCUCUAUGUGGAGGAUUAUGCCAGCAUCAACUGGCCAGCACAGAGGAACAACGUGGCGCCUGAUGACCUGUACACACCGCAUAGCUGGCUGCUGCACGUGGUAUACGCCGUCCUCAACCUGUACGAGAGCUACCACAGCACCAGCCUGCGGCAGAGAGCCGUUCGCAAGCUGUACGCGCACAUCGAUGCUGACGACCGCUUCACCAAGGGCAUCAGCAUUGGCCCGAUCUCAAAGACCAUCAACAUGCUCGUGCGCUGGUUUGUGGAUGGGCCGGCCUCCCCUGCUUUCCAGGAGCACGUGUCCAGGAUCCCGGAUUACCUCUGGCUAGGCCUGGAUGGCAUGAAAAUGCAGGGCACCAACGGCUCGCAGAUCUGGGAUACAUCAUUUGCCAUCCAAGCUAUGCUGGAGGCAGGUGCACACCACAGGCCUGAGUUCGCGUCCUGCCUGCAGAAGGCGCAUGAGUUCCUGAGGCUUUCCCAGAUCCCAGACAACCCUCCCGACUACCAGAAGUACUACCGCCAGAUGAGCAAGGGUGGCUUCUGCUUCAGCACACUGGACUGUGGUUGGAUCGUUGCCGACUGCACAGCCGAGGCCUUGAAGUCUGUGCUGCUCCUACAGGAGACGUGUCCCUUUGUCACCGAGCACGUCCCCCGAGAGCGGCUCUGCGAUGCUGUGGCUGUGCUGUUGAAUAUGAGGAACCCAGAUGGAGGGUUCGCCACCUACGAGACCAAGCGUGGGGGGCACUUGCUGGAGCUGCUGAACCCCUCAGAAGUCUUUGGGGACAUCAUGAUCGACUACACGUACGUAGAGUGCACCUCGGCUGUGAUGCAGGCGCUGCGGCACUUCCACGCGCAGUUCCCGGACCACAGGGCGCAGGAGAUCAGGGAGACGCUGCAACAAGGCCUGGAGUUCUGCCGGCAGAAGCAGAGGCCUGAUGGCUCCUGGGAGGGCUCUUGGGGGGUUUGUUUCACCUACGGCACCUGGUUCGGCCUGGAAGCUUUCGCCUGCAUGGGGCAGAGGUACCAAGAUGGGACUGCCUGUGCGGAGGUCUCCCGAGCCUGUGACUUCCUGCUGUCCCGGCAGAUGGCAGAUGGAGGCUGGGGAGAAGACUUUGAGUCUUGUGAACAGCGGCGUUACGUGCAAAGUGCCCAGUCCCAGAUCCACAACACAUGCUGGGCCCUGAUGGGGCUCAUGGCCGUCAGGCAUCCUGACCUGGAAGCCCAGGAGAGAGGAGUCAGGUGCCUGCUUGACAAACAGCUCCCCAAUGGUGACUGGCCGCAGGAGAACAUCUCUGGGGUCUUCAACAAGUCCUGUGCCAUCAGCUACACAAGCUACAGGAACGUCUUCCCCAUCUGGACCCUUGGCCGCUUCUCCCGCCUGUACCCUGAGAGAGCCCUUGCUGGGCGCCCUUGAGAGCAGGGCCUCUUGGACCAGUGGCCAGCGGGCCGGUGGGUGGCAGCAUCAUCACACAAGUUCCACGCGAGGCCACAGUGUUUUUUCUGGGUGGUGGGAACCCCCUGUAACCCUGACUCUGCUCCAGCCCACAUUCUCAGCUGCUGCAGUUGAGAGCUGGGGCCCAGGCCCAAGGCCAGGAUGAGGGCGGAGCAGCAGCUUUAGACAAGAGAUCUUUCCCAGCACGAGCCUGCCUGUGAGCCCGGCUCGUCAGGCUCGACUGGGGACAGGGACCUGAUGAGCCGGGUCACCGAGGAGGUGCAGUGCACGCUGUUGCUCCGGCCUUAGGGCCUCCCCAGCUGGAGGAGGACCUCUGCCUCCUGAGGGCUUCCUUCCCCAGGCCCAGCUGCUCCCCCAGCUUCUGUCUGCCAUGCUGAUGGACACAUGGGGACCUCGUGAUGGUGGCACGUCAGUGUACUCCUGAGAACUGUGCCGUGGAGAGCCGAGCCUGGCAGCUGAUCCCGCCCUUGGUGGAGUUGGUGGGAUUGCGUGCGGUUCGUUUGCUUCGGGGAGCGUAGGCAUCCCAGCCCCAGGUCUGUAGAGACAUGAGGGAGGCCAAGCCUAACAAGGGAUGAGGGUAGGCUGGGAAGGAGGUCACUGCCAUGUGCCAAGGCAGGUGUGGCACGCCUGAGCCCCAGGUGAAUCCUGGGCCACCCCCAGGCAGCUGCCAGCCCUCACGCCCGUGUGUACCCCAAGCUGAGGUAAGAACACACUGAGUGCCUUCAGGGAUCUUCUGAAUUCCUUUCUGCCUCUGACCCUGUUGGUGUGGCCUGUGGGGAUGCAGGGCUCAGGAUGGACGAGUCAAGUCCUAGCUUUGCCCUGGACUGCUGAGCCCUCAUCCGUCUGUUCCCCCAGACAUCAGGAGGACUUGACAGGAGCUUUAAGAUGAGAUGCGGGCCCAACAGUGCAAAGCUGCCCUGUCCUCACUCACCCCAGGCCACCAGAUGCCUCCUGGGUCUUCCUCUGCACCCCUGCUACCUCCUGGGUGGUGGCCCCCGCUGUCCUCCUCCAUAUGCCAGGAGGGCCACGCCUGGGUGCUCUCUGAUCCGUCAGAGAUGGAGAGCUGCUCUCUGAUCUGCCCAGAACCCCGCAGGGCCUCCCCUCUGCUGCAGUGCAGGGUCCAGGGCUCCCGCCAAGGCUUCAGGCCACCUGGCUGUCCUGCCUGGCUCCCAAGGACUCCCCUAUCUCAGGCCAUAGUGCAAGCUGUUCUCUCCACUGGCUGGCUUCUCCCCUGCCCACUUCCCAGGGCAUCUCUUCCCUGCUGCAGCCCUACAGGGCGUGGCUAAGCUGUGCGUGCUGGCAGGUGUGCAGCAGGUGCCUGUCGGAUGUUGGCACUUCGCCCAACAUUUUACAACCAGGCAUUAUUUUCAUUCCUUUGAAACACGCGCUCCCAGUUAGGGUGGCCGCAGGACAGAAUGACCGCCAGGGUCUGUAACCUGCGGUGCUGCUGUCCCAGCAACCCCCAGCCCUAACCAGAUCACUGUACUGAAUGCAAGUUUGCUGAGAAGUAAUCUGCUUUCGUACUGGAAGUGUUGGGUCCCGUCCUUGGGGCAGAAUGUAUCAUUCUUUGUCUUCUGUAUGGAUUUUUCUGCAUGGGGUCCGCAGGAGACCCCCUCCUCAAGCAGGAUGCGUCUUCAGUUUUUUGGGGGAAAGUGCUUGCCUCGAUGUGAUUAAAAAUCAAACUCUA